Molecule: messenger RNA, 2109 nt
Organism: Paraphaeosphaeria sporulosa
Lineage: Eukaryota; Fungi; Ascomycota; Dothideomycetes; Pleosporales; Didymosphaeriaceae
Exons: 3
Coding region: 1-2109 (702 amino acids)
Source: RefSeq, a predicted model, not a curated record
AUGGGCAGUCAUCACAGCCGUGAGGUUGCCCGAUUCUGGUACGAUUAUACAACAAAAGAGAGUCUGUGGACUGUCACAGAUCCCUCAGGCUUUGUGGUCGUGGCGAUAGCAACGGUCUGGCUCUCUUUGGCUGUAAAGUACAUUAAAAUGAUAUUGGGAAACCUAGCUUCGAAGACUCUACUUCACUGGGGUACAGGUCGACGCAAUGCGGAUCCAGAACAAAGAUACCUGUUGGGUCCUGGUCAAACCUCGAGUGGGAGCACUUCGCCGCUUGCGAGUAUUUUGAAAGAGACGAGCGGGAUACGAGAUCUCUCCGAGCAAGUGCUUCUGAACAAGAGAAGGUUAAGCUGUAAAGAAAGGCUGACAUUAGCCGUUUUUACACUCGUAGUGGCUGGCUUUGGAACUGGGAUGAUUGUUGGGGGAAUUCGAGCAGCCGGAAUAAGAUCAGUCGGCCCAGUGCUGUUGCAUUCCGAUGUAUGUGGACUCUGGUUGUUUGAUGGAGAGACUCGCUCAGACCUUGCAACGCGAGCUGCUCUCAAUGACUUGGCAAAGGAAGAAAGAGCUGCCCAGUAUGCCGACAACUGUUACCGCCAACAAUUCGGGACAGACAAAAGACGCUGCACAUUCUAUUAUCGGGACCGUCUUCAAUACGGCUCAGCAGAUUUCUCGAGACCGUGUCCAUUUAAGGGGAACAUGUGCAGUAACAACAUUACGGUCACUUUUGAAUCUCCGAUCAUUGACGCGAGCCAACUGGGCAUCAACAGCCAGACAACUCACAAGUUCCGCCGUAUCACACAGUGUGCACCACUGCGUAUGGAUCAGCGCUUUAUCCAAGCUUCCACAGAGAACGGAACCACGACGUACCGCUACUUCUACGGAGAAAAACCUGGCGCAGAUCCUCCAGUCAACUACACCUUCUUAACAGUUGGAGAUCCUUGGGAUCGUUUGGCGCCAGUAUAUGACAUCUUUGAAAGCAGCGAUGAUCCAAUAUUUCCGGCAGACCAGGCAGUACCUGUGACAGGUGACUCAAAAAGAUGGUUUAGAAAUUCGGACCCUCGCGCUCGCCCGCUCGCUUGCUUGAACCAAAUCGAGAUCUGUACGCCAGACGAACGACUGUGUUUACCAUUUCGAAAGCCUGACGACGACACCAACUGGGAAUGGACACCCGAGUUUACGCUACUCUACACAUCCUUAUUCCAGACAGACAUCUUUGAUUCGAUCAAGAUGCGCCAAGGUCGAGCACUCAAAGCGCAAGAAGCAGUUGCAGGAUACUUCUCUACUUCGCUAGGCCAUGAACCUUGGGCUAACGAGGUGGAGAAUCUGGUCGCCAUCGCGCAUGCUCGCAGCCAGAUCAACGCAUGGAGUGUGGCUAGUGGUGAAGACUCCAUCCACGAAACAGAAAGAUACAAACUUGUGAACGGCACUCAAAACACAUGCGGAUUAUUUAAAUACAGACCACAAGGCUAUGCAACCCUGAAGGGGGUGCCUCUUCUUCUUGUUCUAUUUUUGACCGUUGUGCUGUGGGUACUGAGUCUGGAAUCAGAGGUAUUCGGCCCCGGUGGUGCUUUUCGAAAAUUCUUCAUAAGCGUCUGGCAAUUUAUCACUAGAAGUCACGAUUCGGCGACGAUCUCACCAUCAUCUAGUGCCACACAAGAGACGGAUACAAGGAAUCGUGCAGAAAAUUCACCAACGAAUAAUCAGCUGCCAGUGGUACAGCCUGGGGACAGACAGCGACCGCCUCAAUCCACAACAUCCUCCGAAUCUAGAACGCCGUCUCACACCGAUACAUCUAAUGUUCGCGUCCCGAGCCCGACUCCACCUAGUGAUGCAGCGACACCAUCGGCAGCUAGCAUGCCUUCGAGCAAUACGCAAGAGAGUGUAGAAGCAGCGCAGUUGACGAGCACGGCUCCUGUGAGAGAUUCAAACAUAGGCGUGAGAGAGGACAUUCCGAAUGAUACGGAUGAGGCCGAAGUCGAGUGGAAACCACUUGUCUACUACUAUCUCUUCUGGGAAGGCCCGCGAUCUCUCCUCCGAAAAGCACCCAUGAACCCUGCGGGAAGGAGGGAGUCAAACCCCGGCCCUACUAAUUAUGGUACCAUUCAAGCUUAG